AUGCGUUCUUGUGGUGUUAAGAGUGCAACUCUUGAUUCCCUUCACAACUUGACAUCUCUUCUUAGUCUUGACCUAUCAGGAAAUCAACUCACAAGCACAAUACCUAAAUCACUGGGUAACCUUUGCAAUUUGAGACAUAUCGAUAUGGGUGGUAACAGUUUUCAAAACAUUAGUUUAACAAGCCUUCUUAGAAGUUUUUUGGAUUGCAAAUCACCAAGCCUUGAAUCAUUAUAUCUCGAGUCCUCACAGCUAUCUUGUUCUUUACCCAAUCAACUUGAACAACUGGUAAACUUAGUGCACCUCGACCUAGGAUACAAUGGUAUUUCUGGACCAAUUCCAGAGUCAAUAGGAAACCUAUCAUUUUUGAGAUCACUGUAUCUUCUAGAGAAUCUUAUCUCCGGUCCAAUUCCAUACUCUGUCGGAGGACUAUCAUCAUUGGAGACGUUAGCUGUUUCAUAUAACCAUUUGACUGGUACCCUUCCUGAAAGCCUGGGUCAACUUUCUAAGUUGGAGUAUUUACAUCUCUCUCACAAUUUAUUGACGGGUGUCGUGACAGAUGUUCAUUUUUCCAAACUUAUAGGAUUGAAAAACCUAGAGGGAAGUGGAAACAACUUAACCCUUAGACCACACCAUGCAAACUGGGUUCCCUCUUUCCAACUAGAAAACUUGUACAUAAGUUCUUGGGAUUUGGGGCCUCAAUUUCCAUUGUGGCUGCUAACGCAGAGAGAUUUAUCGCGUUUGGAUAUGAGAAAUACAAAGAUAUCAUCAACCAUGCCUGAAUCAUUUUGGAGGUCAUUCCCCAAUCUAGAAGAACUAGAUAUGUCUCAAAAUCAAAUUCAAGGAAGGUUGUUUGAAAUCCCAGCAACAAUUUAUGAAGUUGACUUGAGUUCUAAUUUGUUUAGCGGGAAAUUGCCUAAACUUUUCAACAGUUCAAUGUUAAAGCUCCUCGAUCUAUCAAAUAAUUCCUUUACAGGAUCACUAUUUCAUUUAUUGUGUUCUUGGGGUGGGAAUGAGAUAGAAGCUCUUAAUCUAGCAAAUAAUCAUUUGUCUGGUGCCAUUCCUGAUUGUUGGGAAAAGUGGCAGAGUUUGAUAUUCUUGAACUUGGAGAACAACAAUCUGUCUGGUGUAAUUCCGACAACUAUGGGAUAUUUAUCUUCUCUCGUGUCAUUGAAUAUGUGCAAAAACAAGUUGUCUGGAAGACUACCUGCUUCUCUAAUGUGGUUGAAAGAAUUACAAAUCCUUGAGUUUGCUUCAAAUGAACUUGUUGGGAGCAUUCCAACAUGGAUUGGGACAGAACUUUUAGAUUUGAGAAUUCUAAACCUCCGAUCAAACAAUUUUGAUGGAACCAUAUCUCAUGAGCUCUGUUAUCUUACAGCUAUUCAGAUCUUGGACUUCGCUCAUAAUAAUCUAUCAGGAAAUAUUCCAAGAUGCUUCAACAACUUUACUGUCCUGUCUAAGAAAGAAACUACCGAAAUUAAUUCAGUUUCGAUGAUCUUUGGCUUUGGCUUUGGGUUUAUUGAAAUCAAAAAUAGUGCUUCAUUGGUGAUGAAGGGGCAAGAGUACACAUAUAGCACUAUUCUUGGUUUGGUGAUGGUUUUGGACCUUUCAGGUAACAAACUUUCAGGGAGCAUUCCAGUUGAGCUAAUGGCCCUUCAGGCAUUACAAUCGUUGAACAUAUCAAAUAAUCAGUUGACAGGAGUUAUACCAAAGAAUAUUGGAGACAUGAAGUUACUCGAAUCAUUUGAUGUAUCUUUGAACCAUCUUUCUGGGGAGCUUCCUAUGAGCUUGUCAAGCUUGACUUUCUUGAGUAGCUUCAAUGUGUCUUUCAACAACUUGACUGGAAGAAUCCCAUCAAGCACACAGCUACAGAGCUUCAAUGAAUCCAGCUUCUUCGGCAACAAACUCUGUGGAGUUCCACUAACCCAGAUUUGUGGAGAAAUAGAGCAUCAUAAAGAUCAACAAGAAGGUGAUACGUCACAUGGAGUGGAUUUUGGAUUGAUUAUUAGCAUCUUGCUUGGAUUUUUUGUUGGGUUUUGGUCCAUUGUCAUUCCCCUGAAUGUUGGAACAAUUUGGAUUUCGUUGUCUAAAUUGAGGUAUAUGUUGGGUUGUUAA
This is a messenger RNA of Helianthus annuus (common sunflower), 2112 nucleotides long. RefSeq names its product receptor-like protein EIX2. Lineage: Eukaryota; Viridiplantae; Streptophyta; Magnoliopsida; Asterales; Asteraceae. The record is from RefSeq and is a predicted model, not a curated record. Bases 1 to 2112 code for a protein of 703 amino acids. The transcript has a single exon. Gene Ontology annotation, molecular function: protein binding.